Zeugodacus cucurbitae (melon fly) is the source of this 3026-nucleotide messenger RNA. RefSeq names its product WD repeat-containing protein 36. Gene Ontology annotation, biological process: rRNA processing. Lineage: Eukaryota; Metazoa; Arthropoda; Insecta; Diptera; Tephritidae. Gene Ontology annotation, cellular component: small-subunit processome; Pwp2p-containing subcomplex of 90S preribosome. The transcript is spliced from 5 exons. The record is from RefSeq and is a predicted model, not a curated record. Gene Ontology annotation, molecular function: protein binding. The coding region runs from base 104 to 2899 and encodes 931 amino acids.
ACCAGCUGUCGAUUACAUAGCUAUCGGAGCACAUGCUGCAAGAAACUGUAACCACGACUAGUAAACAUUUCGUUUGUGAUUGGAGCUAAAUAGUGCGAAAAUAAUGACCAACACGGGGCAAAUAGUGUCCAAAGGCACAUUAAAUGACGGUUUAGUUAAUAGUAGUGUAAUUUUCCGUCGAAAUCGUGCAUUGGGCUAUGUGAGCAACAGCGUGCCCGCCGCGAUACGGUAUGUACGCCGUCGUAAGGAUACCUUGAUCACCACUUGUAUUGGUCGUUCCUUUCAAGUGUACACGGCCAGCCAUUUUCGCCUCUUACAUGUCGGGCCAGUGCAUCCAGAUGAGAUAACCGCCUUGGCUAUGGAUCGUAUACACACUUAUACGGCCAGUAAUCGUUGUAUUUACGCUUGGCGCGCCGGCAAACACCAGCGACACGUGUUUCGUGGUCACACACGCAAUGUACAUUUGUUGUUGCCAUUCGGGGCACAUCUAAUAGCGGUGGAUGAGGCGAAUGUUUUACGCGUUUGGGAUAUAGCAACGGAAGAAGUAUACUUGGAAUUACAAUUCAAUGCGGAUGAGUUUUUAAUAACCGCAUUGGCACAUCCGCCUGCCUAUCUGAACAAAAUUGUAUUAGGCUCACAGCAGGGUAUGCUUAAAAUUUGGAAUAUUAAAGAGAAUCGUUUGGUGUAUACUUUUGCUGGUGUGGGCAGCAAGGUUACGUGUAUACAACCAUCACCAGCGUUAGAUGUUGUAGCAGUUGGUCAUCAAGAUGGCACUAUUAUUGUGCUCAAUCUCAAAUUCGACGAGGUGCUUAUGAAGUUUAAGCAAGACUGGGGACAAGUUUCACAGAUAUCGUUCAGAACAGAUGGACCACCCAUAAUGAUCACUGCGUGUUCUAAUGGUCACGUCGCAUUUUGGAAUCUGGAGGAUCGUAAGAUUGCUGGCCAAUUACAAGCGCACGAGGACUCCGUGGCUACGGCUAUUUGCUUCCACAACGAACCGCUACUUUUUACCACUUCGCCAGAUAAUUCGAUGAAAUUGUGGAUCUUCGAUAUGCCAGAUAAUGGCGCGCGUAUGUUACGCAUAAGAGAAGGACACACCGGACCACCCUUGUGUAUAAGAUAUCACGGCAAUACUGGCACCACAAUACUUUCCGCUGGUGAAGACAGUGCUUUGCGUGUAUUUAGCACACUGACAGAAUCAUUUAAUAAAAGUAUGGGCAAAGCUAGUUACAAUCGAAAACAGUCCAAAAAAAGAAACCGUUUCGAAGAGGAUUCAUUACGUAUGCCACCAAUCAUCGAGUUUACCAGCGAGACAACACGUGAGCGUGAAUGGGAUAAUAUAGCUGCUAUACACGAGGGCAUCAUACAAACGACAACAUGGUCAUAUCAUAAAAACCGUAUGGGCGAACAUCGUUUGGUACCGGAGAAAUUCCAAAACAAAAAUCGUACGGACUACAAUACAAUCACAACUUGUGUAACACUCACGCACUGCUGUAAUUUUGUUAUUAUUGGUUAUUCUAGCGGUGACUUGGAGCGCUUCAACAUUCAAAGUGGCAUACAUCGCGCGAGUUACGGUGCUCCAGCGCAUAAAACUGCAGUACGUGGUGUAGUUUCGGACAUUUUAAACCAAUUUGUCAUCUCUGGCUGUGGCGAUGGUCUAUUGAAAUUUUGGCCGUUCAAAGAAAAAGUUGCUAAUCAUAUCAAGUGCCUUAAAUUUUCUGAUGGAAUUUCACUGAUGCGCAUACACCGCGAAAGCGCUAUGCUUGCUGUUGCCUUGGUCAACUUCACCGUACACAUUGUGGAUGUGGACACGCGGGUCGUGGUGCGUAAAUUCGAGGGACACAUUGCGAAAUUGAAUGAUAUGACAUUCAGCCCCGACAGCCGUUGGCUUAUAACCGCAAGCAUGGAUUCCACAAUUAAAGUAUGGGAUAUACCAUCAUCCUACAUGAUAGAUCACUUCAAAGUGGAUCGUCCAUGUGUGUCGCUUAGCAUGUCGCCAAAUGGUGAUUUUUUGGCAACAGCACAUGUCAACUAUUUGGGCAUAUAUUUGUGGGCGAAUAAGAUGCUCUUCAACCAGAUUACACUACGCUCCAUCAAUCCAUAUAGCACACCACCAUUCGUUGGUCUACCAAUUAGUGCUAGCGAUGAGAUGGAUGUAGCUGAUUUGAUGGAGAAAACAAAACUGGGUGAAACGGGCGAUGAAGACGACGAGGACAUGAGUGAUGAAGAAGUGGGUCCUGAGAUCAAUUUAACCUAUGAAUCACCAGCACAGUUAGACUGUGAACUGAUUACGCUAUCUGGCGCUGCGGCAUCGCGUUGGCAAAAUUUGCUAGACCUUGAAGUAAUUAAGAAACGCAACAAGCCAAAGGCACCACCAAAAACGCCAAAGCAAGCGCCAUUUUUCCUGCCAACAGUUGCUGGUUUGGAUUUAAAAUUCGAUAUUGCGCAAGCCGCAGGCAAUGCAGCUGAUGAGGGUUCGCGUGUCUUGCAACCAGGUGCCGGUGGUCUCAGCACGUUAACCAACUUUGGCAAAAUGCUGCACGAGUCAGCAGACAGUAAAAUUUACGAACAAUGUGUGAAUCAUUUGAAACAACUUGGUCCAUCAAUGGUAGAUUUUGAAAUUAAAUCAUUGCAUCCGAAUGGCGGUGGUUCGUAUCGCAUCAUGGUCGCCUUUUUGAAAACAAUCGAGUCAAUGUUUCAAUCAAAUGCGAACUAUGAGUUGGCGCAAGCGUACUUGAGUGUUUUCUUACGUGUCUACGGCAUAGAUCUAUUGGAUUCAGAGUCGGUAAUUGACGCAUUGGAACAGGUGUCGGCAGUACAGGAAAAGAGUUGGAAAGUCGUUGAGGAGAAAAUGUUGUUUGGUUUGGGUGUUGUGACUGCACUCAGAAAUUUUGUGUAGAUUUGGAAUAGUUGAUAUUCGUAGACACUGAUUUAAGAUAAAAAUGUGCUACCAGCUUUUAUGGUAUUAAUGUAUAUAGAAAAUAUGGUUCACGUAUGUUUUUUUUAAAUAUACUAAUGAAAACUUA